Molecule: messenger RNA, 1581 nt
Organism: Chaetomium fimeti
Lineage: Eukaryota; Fungi; Ascomycota; Sordariomycetes; Sordariales; Chaetomiaceae
Product: major facilitator superfamily transporter
Exons: 10
Coding region: 1-1581 (526 amino acids)
Biological process (GO): transmembrane transport
Cellular component (GO): plasma membrane
Molecular function (GO): transmembrane transporter activity
Source: RefSeq, a predicted model, not a curated record
AUGGAGGAAGAACCCCUGCUAUCAUCGACUUCACAGGAUACCCGCGGCGCAGAGGGCAUCGUUCAGGACGACGACCUUCAUACUGCCCCUGUGUUAUUGGUCGUCGCGGCCUUGACCUUGACCUCCUUUUUGGUUAUGCUGGACAUGUCUAUUCUUCCGACCGCCAUUCCGCAAAUCACGACAGAGUUCCAUUCCCUGAGAGACAUCGGCUGGUUCGGUAGUGCAUACCUAUUGGCAAGUUCCGUAAUGCAACCAUUGACGGGGAAGCUAUAUCUAGGCUUCGGCCUAAAGUAUACCUUCCUCGCCUUCCUCGGAGCGUUCGAGCUGGGCUCCUUGUUGUGCGGUGUGGCACCGAGCUCGAAAUUCUUCAUUUUUGCGCGAGCCGCGGCGGGCUUCGGGGCGUCUGGUCUGCUGAACGGAGCGCUCAACACCAUCGCUGCUAUUGCUCCAAUGCAUAAACGCCCAGCACUCAUCGGUUUCAUGAUGUUAAUCAGCCAACUCGGAAUGGUGGGCGGACCGUUGAUCGGUGGCUUCAUCACGCAGUAUGCAGGCUGGCGAUGGUGCUUCUACAUCAAUUUGCCAAUCGGCGCCGUCUCAGCCAUUAUCCUUUCCGCCCUUACCAUACCGGACGGCUUCGUUCGGACUACAGCAAAGAGCACCACCAAGUUGUCGGUCUUUCUGGGCCUUGAUCCAGUUGGAUUCGCCCUGUUCGCCGCCUUCACAGUCACGCUCUUCAUGGCUCUUCAGUGGGGUGGCGGUGUCUAUGAGUGGUCAAAUCCUGUCAUCCUUGGACUACUGUGCGCCUCGGUCGGACUGUUUGCUUUCUUCUCCGUGUGGGAGAAGUUCGUGGGCGAGAAUGCCAUGUUCCCAUAUUCCAUGCUACGCAAACGGGUCGUAUGGGCGUCCUGCUUGACCAUGUUUCUUUUACAGGGUUGCGCACUUGUCUACCUGUACUACCUGCCGAUUUACUUUCAGGUGGUGAAAGGCGCAUCCCCGUUUGCAAGCGGUCUUUAUAAUUCUCCAGGUAUCGGGAGUCAGAUGCUCUUGGCUGCAAUAUCUGGUGUUUUGGUUGGGAAGAUGGGCUAUUAUCUCCCGUGGGUUCUUGUGAGCGGGAUUCUCGGUCUCGUUGGGUCGGGCUUGAUAUCGACGUUUACGCCUGAUACCGGCCCCGCCGCCUGGAUUGGCUACCAGAUCAUUGCUGGAGUUGGGCGAGGGUGUGGUACAACGAUGCCCAUGGUGGCGACGCAGAGGAUUCUCUCGCCCGAACAAAUCCCACUGGGCAUGUCACUAGUAGCGUUCUGUCAAUCGUUCGGCGGUUCCGUGUUCCUCACAUUCGCUCAAGUCAUCUUCAGCCACAGUCUUGAAGACGGUUUGAGGAGAUUUGCACCCACAGUCGAUAUGCAAACGCUGAUCGACGCUGGGGCCGCUGGCCUACGAAAAGUCGUGCCGCCUCAGGAACUGCCUGGCGUCAUAGAAGCUUACAACUUGAGUUUCACAAGAGAGUUCUAUCUUGCAGCGUUCGCUUACACGGCAGUCUUUUUCUCUGCUUGGGGAAUGGGGUGGCACAGCCUCAAGAAAUAG